UGGAAACCUCAGCACCGGGGCUCUGCUCGUCAUUUCCUGUGGCUUGUUGCUGUGGAACAGAUGAAGAGGCUUCCUCCACCCACCCUCCCCAAAGUGCACAUGAACAACUCGCUACGGCAGCACCCUCAUUUCAAGAGGAGGGGAGAAACGGGAGUUGCCAAGUCCUGGUGAACCCCAGAUCUGAGCGCUGAGCGCUCUCAGACCCUUGCAGAGACGAACAGAAGCCUCUCCAGACACCAUGGAAGGAGGAGGCCCGUCUAACUUGACUCUGGCCAAUGCCAGUUCUGAGUGCCUCCUUCAAGCGGACUUCCAGUAUUCCUUCUUCCCCGCCGUCUACAGCACGGUCUUCGUUUUGGGUCUGCUGGAAAACGUAGCGGCCUUAUAUCUUCUGACCUGCAAGACGGCCGGUGCGCCCAGAUCCUUCGUCUAUCUCAUCAACUUGGCUGUGGUGGACACCUUGUUUGUCUGCGUCCUGCCGUUCAAGAUCCACUACCACCUCCACCGCAACGACUGGAUCUUCGGCGACGUGGCCUGCAGGGUCACCGGCAGCAUGUACUUCGUCAACAUCUACCUCAGCGUCGCCUUCUUCACCUGCAUCUGCGUCGACCGGUACGUGGCAGUCCUCCACCCUUUUGCGUACAUCAGGAUCAAGGGGGGCCAUUACGGCGUGGUCUGCGCCCUUCUCUGGGUGGUGGCGAUGGGUGUGGCAAUUCCCCUCGUGCUGGGGGGACCUCUGACCUCCCGCAAAAGCAACAGGACGGCCUGCUUCGAGAGCUUUCGAGCGGGCAGCUGGGGGCGGAUGGUCCCUUACAACGUCUGCGCCCUGGUGUUCGGCUUUGCCAUUCCGUUCGUGGUCAUCUUGAUCAGCUACCCCUUGAUCGCCAGGCGCAUCUCUCGCAUCCCCCGCAGCGCCCGCAAGAGGAAAGCCCUGGGCACCAUCUACCUGAUCCUCCUCAUCUGCGUGACCUGCUUCCUGCCCUACCACCUCACCCACCUGCUCCACUUCCUGAUGCGGGCCGGCCUCCUCCGGACCUGCCGCUUUGCGACCUUCAUUUACAAAAUGCGCCGGGUAACCUUGGCGCUGGUCAGCUUCAACUGCUGCCUGAAUCCCAUUCUUUACUACUUCACUUCGGCCCGCAAGCGGUGGCGCUGCCAGCUGCCUCUCAAAACCAGGGCCACAAAAGUCUACACCGUCAGCGGGGGGCAGAACUGCAAUCUCCCAUACGCUGGCGAAGUACGGCAACCGGAAGACAUGGGUGCGGUGACCUUGUUGAAAAGGGCCACUGUAGCUUGGCAGACCUUAAACGGAAAUUGA
This is a messenger RNA of Sphaerodactylus townsendi, 1315 nucleotides long. RefSeq names its product lysophosphatidic acid receptor 6-like. Gene Ontology annotation, cellular component: membrane. Lineage: Eukaryota; Metazoa; Chordata; Lepidosauria; Squamata; Sphaerodactylidae. The record is from RefSeq and is a predicted model, not a curated record. Gene Ontology annotation, molecular function: G protein-coupled receptor activity; oxysterol binding. Bases 239 to 1315 code for a protein of 358 amino acids. Gene Ontology annotation, biological process: G protein-coupled receptor signaling pathway. The transcript has a single exon.